GAACUUCAAAGCUGAGCUGUAGAUGAAAGGGUUCAGCAUGGGGGUAACUAUUGCAUACAAGACCGAAGCAAUUAUGUCUUUGGAAUCCCACGAUGAGGAAAAAAAGUAAACACCUGCAAGUGUUCCAUAGUAUAAAGACACUACAAAGAGGUGGGAGCCACAGGUAGAAAAGACUUGAACGAUUCUGUUAGUGGAGGGCACCCUCAGGAUGAUGGUCCCUAUAUGGAUAUAUGAGCCAAAACAAUACUCAAAGGCAGACGGUAAAGAAAUCCUCCCUCUGUAAAGAUCACAAGCAUAUUGAGAGAGAUGUCUGAGCAGCUCAGCUUCAGUAGUGCGGUGAAAUCACAGAAGUGGUUGAUGGUGAUGUCAGCACAGAAGGACAGUUGGACCAAGAGGAGGGUGUGCAACAAAUCACGGACACGGGUGAGAAUCCAGGAGCCACACACGAGCAGUGUGCACAGCCCCUCCCACACGAUGGUGGUGUAGUGCAGAGGAUGACAGAUGGCCACGUACCUGUCAUAUGCCAUCACUGCCAGAAGGAAAUUGUCAAGAGCAGCAAAAAAUAUGAAAAAAUACAUCUGAAAAAUGCAUCCCAUAUAGGAGAUUGUCACCGAGUCUGCAUGUUCACGAGCAUCUUUGGGACUGUGACAGAUGAAAGACAGAUGUCAGAGAAGGCCAAGUGUCUGAGGAAGAAGUACAUGGGCAUGUGCAGUUUGAAGGAUGACCUCUAGGAAGAAAGUGUUGCUGAAGGUUAUCAUCCUGGGAGAUUCUGGAGUUGGUAAGACAUCACUCAUGAACCAAUAUGUGAACAAGAAAUUCAGUAAUCAGUACAAAGCCACAAUAGGAGCAGACUUCCUGACAAAGGAGGUGAUGGUGGAUGACAGACUAGUUACCAUGCAGAUCUGGGAUACAGCAGGACAGGAACGGUUCCAGUCUCUUGGUGUGGCUUUCUACAGAGGUGCAGACUGCUGUGUUCUGGUAUUUGAUGUGACUGCCCCCAACACGUUCAAAACCCUUGAUAGUUGGAGAGAUGAGUUUCUCAUCCAGGCCAGUCCUCGGGAUCCUGAAAACUUUCCUUUCGUGGUGUUGGGAAAUAAGAUUGACCUUGAAAACAGACAAGUAGCCACGAAACGAGCGCAGGCCUGGUGCUACAGCAAAAACAACAUUCCCUACUUUGAGACCAGUGCCAAGGAGGCCAUCAAUGUCGAGCAGGCAUUCCAGACAAUUGCACGGAAUGCACUGAAACAGGAAACAGAGGUGGAGCUGUACAAUGAAUUUCCUGAACCCAUCAAACUGGACAAGAAUGACCGGGCCAAAGCCUCGGCAGAAAGCUGCAGUUGCUGAACGAGCAGUGAGAGCAGAGCACAGAGCCCUUCACAAACCAAGAACACACGUAGGCCUUCCAACACAAAACCCCCCUUCUCCUAUUUCAAACAAACCAUAAAAUGAUCUCUCAUAUCCAGCUGCCAAAAGAAACCCCACAAACACACUCACUCCUCCACACAAUACACAUACAAGCAGGCAGACUCCAGCAGCCCAGGCCUGUGAUGGCUCCAUUAGGGUCUGCCCACCCACUACAUCAGUCCUCAUGUGGCAGCAGGAUGGGCCAACUGUAGAAAUUAUUCUGGUGUACAGUUGACAUCAGAAGCUUAUUCUUUUUGUCCACCAGGGAGAGAACUGUUUACAGUUAAUCUGUGUCUAAUUAGUUACCUGAUUUUUUUUUUUAAUGAUCUUUUGAUCUUUUUACCCCAUCCCCAACCCCUCUUGUGAAGGCUAUCACUUGGGAAGGCUGGUGCCCCAUGCUUCAUUACAGGCUCACACCCAGUCUGAUCAGGCUGAGUUUUGUAUGUAUCUGUUAAUGCUUGUUACUUUUAACUAAUCAGAUCUUUUUACAGUAUCCAUUUAUUAUGUAAUGCUUCUUAGAAAAGAAUCUUAUAGUACAUGUUAAUAUAUGCAACCAAUUAAAAAUGUAUAAAUUAGUGUAAGAAAUUCUUGGAUUAUGUGUUUAAGUCCUGUAAUGCAGGCGUGUCAGAUGGAGGGUUGAACCCUGUCUGGAUUGCAGAGUGUUAGCAACUCAGAAUUCAGAAAUCCAGCUAGAGGCAGUAUUCUGUACAGUAGGCACAAGAAUUAUGUACACCUUUUAUCAAAGACUUAAGAGCCAAAAAGCUUUUCAUCUCUCCAGGGGGAAAACUGUCUAGUUUCCUUCUGUAUCUAAAUUUCCCAAAAGGUUGAUUUGCAUAAUACAGUGAUGUGUGCAGUGCAUAAAUAAUAAUUUUUUUAAAUUCUCCUUUAUUCCUCCCCCCCCCCGUUUCACACUUUGAAAGUUCCCAUUAGAUCAACACUUUACUUAUAAGAGGAAAAGGAAAAUCCUAACAGAUCUGUCCUAGUGAUUUUUACCUUUGUUCUAGAAGGCACUCCUUUCAGGGUUGUGUUAUCCUUAGAUUAGCAAACCUUUUUCUCCUUUUCCCCACUGACUCCCCAGUAUUGCCUAUUAUUAAUUAACCAGUUUCUUUGGUAUGGAACCCUGGCAGUUUUGCACCUUCCCUAGAAUCUGCCCCUGCAUUGUAGCUUGCUUAAUGAAGCACUUCCUUUUUUCCAAAGGUCUACAUUCUAGGGUGUGGGCCGAGUUUUUCUGUAAAGAGAUGAACGUGAUGCCAAUAAAAUGUAACAAGAGCAAAGAUCA
Molossus molossus (Pallas's mastiff bat) is the source of this 2683-nucleotide messenger RNA. RefSeq names its product RAB7A, member RAS oncogene family (gene RAB7A). Gene Ontology annotation, cellular component: lysosome; phagocytic vesicle; late endosome. Gene Ontology annotation, molecular function: GTP binding; GTPase activity. NCBI's taxonomy places the organism in Eukaryota, Metazoa, Chordata, Mammalia, Chiroptera, Molossidae. The transcript is spliced from 7 exons. The record is from RefSeq and is a predicted model, not a curated record. Gene Ontology annotation, biological process: phagosome-lysosome fusion; endosome to lysosome transport. Bases 721 to 1344 code for a protein of 207 amino acids.